CUGCGGAAGUCGAGCUUGCCAGAAGAGGACCAGGCAUUCCGUCUCUUAAAUCUUCAAUUUGAGCAACGUUAAUCACUAUUCUUUCUUAUCAGAUCCCCUGCAAUUUUCAUGUCCUUAACCCCAUAAUUUCUUUUGUCAUUUUGUUCGUAAAUCCAUCUUUAGAUUUCUUCGAGCAAUUGAAACAAAUUUCUGCUCUCUCUUCUGGCUCGAUCAAGCUCUUGCAAAUUUCUCGCGAGAGCUUUUUUUUGCUCCGAAAACCUCAUCUAAUCUAUUCGCGCAUUAUCGUAGUUGAAGAUGGGAGAAGCGAAGAACGAGAUCGACAUGGAGGAAGGAACUCUAGAGAUCGGGAUGGAGUAUAGAACAGUGUCUGGUGUUGCUGGACCAUUAGUCAUUCUAGACAAAGUUAAGGGUCCAAAGUAUCAGGAGAUUGUCAAUAUUCGCCUAGGAGAUGGCACAACAAGGCGUGGUCAAGUCUUAGAAGUUGAUGGAGAGAAAGCAGUUGUGCAGGUUUUUGAAGGAACAUCUGGAAUUGACAACAAGUACACAACUGUGCAAUUUACCGGGGAGGUUUUGAAAACACCUGUGUCAUUGGAUAUGCUAGGGCGCAUCUUUAAUGGCUCUGGAAAACCAAUUGAUAAUGGUCCUCCAAUUCUGCCUGAGGCUUACCUUGAUAUUUCUGGAAGCUCUAUCAACCCUAGUGAGCGAACUUAUCCCGAAGAGAUGAUUCAGACUGGGAUAUCAACAAUUGAUGUCAUGAACUCCAUUGCUCGUGGACAGAAGAUUCCUCUUUUCUCAGCCGCUGGUCUUCCCCAUAAUGAGAUAGCUGCUCAGAUUUGUCGUCAAGCUGGUCUUGUAAAGCGGUUGGAAAAGUCUGAUAACCUUCUGGAGGAUGGGGAAGAGGACAAUUUUGCCAUUGUGUUUGCUGCUAUGGGUGUGAACAUGGAGACGGCCCAAUUUUUCAAGCGAGAUUUUGAGGAAAAUGGGUCUAUGGAGAGAGUUACUCUUUUCCUAAACCUGGCCAAUGACCCCACAAUUGAACGCAUUAUCACUCCUCGAAUUGCCCUCACAACUGCAGAGUAUUUGGCUUAUGAAUGCGGGAAACAUGUUCUGGUUAUAUUGACAGAUAUGAGUUCAUAUGCAGAUGCUCUUCGUGAGGUAUCUGCUGCUAGAGAGGAAGUGCCUGGAAGGCGUGGUUAUCCUGGUUAUAUGUAUACCGAUCUGGCAACAAUUUAUGAACGUGCAGGACGUAUAGAAGGAAGAAAGGGUUCUAUCACACAAAUUCCCAUCUUGACCAUGCCUAAUGAUGACAUCACACACCCUACUCCAGAUCUUACUGGAUAUAUUACUGAAGGACAGAUAUACAUUGAUAGGCAACUACACAAUCGACAGAUAUACCCACCUAUAAACGUCCUGCCUUCACUUUCCCGUUUGAUGAAGAGUGCAAUUGGUGAGGGGAUGACUCGUAGAGAUCAUGCCGAUGUAUCCAACCAGCUGUAUGCAAAUUAUGCUAUUGGCAAGGAUGUUCAGGCAAUGAAAGCUGUGGUUGGAGAAGAAGCACUUUCUUCUGAGGAUCUGCUUUACCUGGAGUUCCUAGAUAAAUUUGAGAGAAAAUUUGUGACUCAAGGGGCAUAUGACACACGCAACAUCUUCCAAUCAUUGGAUUUAGCAUGGACAUUGCUCCGUAUCUUCCCCCGUGAACUUCUGCACCGUAUCCCUGCUAAGACACUUGAUCAGUAUUACAGUCGUGACGCAACCAGCUGAGCUGAUUAAAAGUUCCGUCUGCCCUUUGCUUGCUUGUAUCACCACCUUGAGCCACCCAUUGGUCCUUGAACCAAAAGUUGCUUUGCUUUGCUGCGUGACACAAUCAAAAUGAGUUUCGUGAGAAUGUUGUCUUAAUUUCUGCAUUGCAUUAUCCGUUUCCCUUUACAAAAAUUAUUAUUAUAAGAACUUGUCAUAUUUGUUGUGUUUUGAAGUUGAAUUUGUGGAAGGAAGAAGAAAUCGUGGCUGCUUUGGUCAAAGUCCUAUUUUCUACAGGUCCCUCGCUGUUUCUUAUUGAUACCGAGACUUCGCUAACUCCGUUGACGUUCAGCAAGUCUUGGUAAACAACGCUGUAAUUGUCGUAGCGAAAUCUGUCGUUAU
Messenger RNA from Rubroshorea leprosula, 2139 nucleotides. NCBI's taxonomy places the organism in Eukaryota, Viridiplantae, Streptophyta, Magnoliopsida, Malvales, Dipterocarpaceae. The record is from the annotation of a GenBank genome assembly.